Messenger RNA from Hydatigera taeniaeformis, 1065 nucleotides. The record is from the annotation of a GenBank genome assembly. NCBI's taxonomy places the organism in Eukaryota, Metazoa, Platyhelminthes, Cestoda, Cyclophyllidea, Taeniidae.
AUGCAUCCUACAAUGGAAGCAACUGUUCAAGAGAAUACCGGCCAGUCCACCAAAAAAACCUCUCCCAGAGAGAAAGUCAAUUCCUCGGACAGUGGUGGCAAAACGGCCAAAGAGAAGAACCUGUCACCUCAUUCAUCUAAAGAAGACAAAACAUCUAACUCUCCACAGCUGAAGAACAAUAUCCGAGAAAGUCAUGAGGCCUCGCCGCCCACUGCUGGUCUUCCGGUUUCCCGACCCACGAAAAGUAACGUUGGAAAAUACAAAUUGGUACGCACCAUCGGUAAGGGAAACUUUGCCAAAGUUAAGCUUGCCAUACACAUGGCAACAGGAGUUGAGCUGCGGCGAGAGGUCAGCAUUCUUCAAAAACUCAAUCAUCCGAACAUAGUUCGAUUAUUGGAAAUAAUAGAGAAUGAUGAAGUGAUUUGCCUCGUACAGGAAUACGCCAACGGUGGUGAGAUAUUUGAUUACCUCGUGGCUCAUGGUAAGAUGCAUGAGAAGGAGGCUAGGAGCAAGUUUCGGCAGCUUGUCUCUGCCAUUGACUAUUGUCACUCCAGGAACAUCGUUCAUCGAGAUCUCAAAGCUGAAAACAUCCUUCUUGACUCACAACUAAAUGUUAAGGUCGCUGACUUCGGUUUGGCUAACGUCUUCACCCCUGAUCAAAAGCUCUCUACCUUCUGUGGUAGUCCUCCAUAUGCCGCCCCCGAAUUGUUCCUGGGCAUUCGGUAUCACGGUCCUGGAGUUGAUGUCUGGUCAAUGGGGGUGCUUCUUUUUACUUUGGUUGUGGGCCAUCUACCUUUCGAUGCCACUGAUCUGCGUGAAUUGCGAACAAAAAUUCUUACCGUGCGCUACAAUCUGGGUAGAGGCGAAGUCUCUAACGACUUGUUGGCUCUGUUGAAGAAAAUGCUUGUUUUGGACCCACGUGAUCGUUACUCCUUGCGGGCAAUAAUGAACGACCGAUGGCUCAACACGGGCUAUGAUUCAGUGAUGACGCCGUACACAGAACCUUCCCACAUCCAGCUGAAUGAGGUUUACGUUGAACACAUGCUUCGUCUCGGUUUUACAGAG